AUGGCGAUUGUUGGGAGCAAGGAGCACCACGUCGACCCUCGUCUAGCCAACAUUGCACGGGCCGACACUAGAAAAUGGUAUUAUAAACCCCAUUUACGAGCAUUAUAUCUUAUAAUGGCUCCUUGUGCUUUGGGUGUCGAAUGGACUUCUGGUUUUGAUUCCUCCAUGAUGAAUUCGUUACAAGCUGUAUCAUCCUGGGUUAACGACUUUGAUAAUCCCACGGAGGGCAAACUCGGUCUCUUGAACGCCAUGUAUUCUCUUGGAGCUCUAAUGGCAAUUCCGUUCGUCCCUACCGUAUCCCAGUAUCUUGGCCGCCGUUGGUCGAUAAUGGCAGGAUCGUGGAUCCUAUGUAUGGGUGCUGGGCUCCAGGCGGGAUCCCGGAACAGUGACAUGUUCCUUGCCUCACGUUGGGUCCUAGGGUUCGGUAUACCCUUUGCCAUCGUCAACGCUUCAUCGCUUAUCGGAGAGCUAUCCUACGAAAAGGAGAGGCCUACCAUGACAUCUUUGUUUAGUGCGUCCUGGCAUGUCGGAGCCAUCGUUGCUGCCGGUGCGACAUAUGGAACAUUUCAAAUGAACAGCACCUGGGCCUGGAGGCUACCGUCUCUCCUGCAGCUGGUGCCUAGCUUGUGCCAGAUAUGUUUCAUACCAUUUUGUCCCGAGAGUCCUCGAUUUUUGAUCUCGACCGACCGUGCCGAUGAAGCGUAUGCUAUUCUCCAAAAAUACCACGGCGAAGGGGACAACGGUGGGGAAUUUGUUCGUCUCGAGUUCGCGCAAAUCCAAAGCACUAUUGCUCAAGAAAAGGAGACAGCCAAGGCCUUCGUGUGGGCUGACGUGUAUCGCGACCCCCCCAUGAGACGCCGGUUUCUCCUAGCCGCGAUAGUCGGUUUCUUUACGCAGUGGAGUGGUAACGGGCUUAUUAGCUUUUACAGGUGCGUGUUGUCCAAGAUUCUGAACCUCGUCGGUAUCACCGAGAAUCGAACUGUCCAAAAGGUCAUCCUAAGCAACACGUGCUGGGGGUUGAUAAAUGCUGUGCCUAUCGCUAUAAUAGCACCACGCUUUCGCCGGCGUACUAUGUUCCUUACUUGUACUGUUGGCACCGCAAUCGUCUACACCGUGUGGACUAUAGCUUCGGCACGAUUCGCUCUCGAAAAUACGACGACAGCUGCAAUCAUAGUCCUAGUUUUCAUUUUCGUCUACUCUCCCUUUUAUAACAUUGGAUGGAAUUCGUUGGUGUAUACGUAUAUGGUGGAAAUAUUCCCAUACCAGCAGCGGGCUAAAGGGAUCGCGGUUCAGCAGUUAACUGUUCGCUUCGCCGUCUUCUUCAACACGUACGUAAAUCCGAUAGCACUGGACCGCAUCGGGUGGAGAUAUUAUCUGGUUUACUGUAUAUGGAUAGUGGUUGAGAUCGGAGUGGUAUACGUGCUUUUCCCAGAAACGCAUAACAGAACUUUGGAAGAGCUCUCGUUCAUGUUCGAGGGCAAGGAGGUCCAAGAGAAGGUUCAGCGCAAUGUCAACAAGCAGCUGGAGCUUGAACAUAUCAAGCAAAACGCCACCGCCAAGACUAACGAGAUCGAAAUCUGA
This is a messenger RNA of Annulohypoxylon maeteangense, 1581 nucleotides long. Its product is annotated as MFS general substrate transporter. The transcript has 7 exons. Gene Ontology annotation, biological process: transmembrane transport; carbohydrate transport. Gene Ontology annotation, cellular component: membrane. The coding region runs from base 1 to 1581 and encodes 526 amino acids. Gene Ontology annotation, molecular function: carbohydrate:proton symporter activity. The record is from RefSeq and is a predicted model, not a curated record. Lineage: Eukaryota; Fungi; Ascomycota; Sordariomycetes; Xylariales; Hypoxylaceae.